Schistosoma curassoni is the source of this 676-nucleotide messenger RNA. NCBI's taxonomy places the organism in Eukaryota, Metazoa, Platyhelminthes, Trematoda, Strigeidida, Schistosomatidae. The record is from the annotation of a GenBank genome assembly.
GACAGUAAUGUCGUCGUCUAAUUUAGAAGCACCUCCAUUAAUGCGAAAAUUAUUAAUUGGACAAUUAUUUCAUAAUACUGAUAAAUUGCCAAUAUAUAAUUCAAUUCGACAAAUUUGGGAAAUGGAUCUCCUUGACAACAACAUCACCACUACCACCAAUAAUACUAAUAAUAGUGUUCUGAAGAAAUUAUCAUGGUGUAUGCUUUGGUUACAAGGUAGAAUCAUUAAAAAUUAUCAAUCACCUAAUAAUAAUAAUAAUAAUAAUUUCAUAUUAGAUGAUGGUACAGGUGAAUUAUUAAUUAUUUAUGAUUUAGACAAAAACCAACCAGUCAAUUAUAAAGUAAAUAUUGGAGAUUAUGUUGCUGUAAUUGGUAAAUUAGUUCAACCUAAUAAAGAUAAUAAUAAUAAUAAUAAUAAUGAUUAUGAUGAUAAAAAGGAAUGUCUAAAUGGUUGGCAUAUUCUAGCUAAAAGUGUUACACAUUUAACUGAUCAUAUUAUACAACAAGAUAAUGGUGAAUUAUUAUAUACAUCAUCAUCGUCAUCAUCACAAAAGAUCAUGUCGAAUUCAGCAUUUUAUGAAUUAUCUUGGCCUUUAGAAGUUAUAGAUAUGACAUAUUCUGUAUAAAAUUGAAAAUGUUUUGUAAAUACUAUUUUUUUUAUAAUGUAAAAUAAAAAU